Messenger RNA from Pseudopodoces humilis (Tibetan ground-tit), 854 nucleotides. It is a transcript of the gene TESC, whose product is annotated as tescalcin. The record is from RefSeq and is a predicted model, not a curated record. Lineage: Eukaryota; Metazoa; Chordata; Aves; Passeriformes; Paridae. Gene Ontology annotation, molecular function: calcium ion binding.
UGCAGCGCCCGCGGCGCCGCUCCCGGCACGGCCCGGGAUGGGCUCCGCGCACUCCGUGCCCGCCGAGAUGCGGGAGCUGGCGGACAGGACGGGCUUCACCUCGGAGCAGAUCGAGCACCUGCACCGGCGCUUCAAACAGCUCAGCCAGGACCAGCUCACCAUUCGCAAGGAGAACUUUGACAGCAUUCCCGACCUGGAGUUCAACCCCAUCAGGGGGAAAAUCGUCCACGCCUUUUUUGACAAGCGGAACCUGCGGCAGGAGUCGGACGGGCUGGCGGAUGAGAUCAACUUCGAGGACUUCCUGACCAUCAUGUCCUACUUCAGACCCAUCGAGAUGAACAUGGACGAGGAGCAGCUCGACCGCUUCCGGAAGGAGAAGCUGAAAUUCCUGUUCCACAUGUACGACUCGGACCACGACGGGAAGAUCACGCUGCAGGAAUACAGAAAUGUGGUGGAGGAGCUGCUGUCGGGGAACCCCCACCUGGAGAAGGAGUCGGCUCGCUCCAUCGCCGACGGGGCCAUGAUGGAGGCUGCCAGCAUCUGUGUGGGACAAAUGGGCCCGGACCAGGUGUACGAGGGCAUCACCUUCGAGGAUUUCCUUAAGAUGUGGCAGGGCAUCGACAUCGAGACCAAGAUGCACGUCCGCUUCCUCAACGUGGACACCAUCGCUCACUGCUACUGAGGAGGAGCAGCAGCAGGACGAGGAGCAAGAGGAGGACGAGGAGGAUGAAGAGGAGGAUGAAGAAGAGGAAGAGGAGCCAGCAGCAGCUCCAUGUCCUGGCACCUGGCUCCCAGCCCCACGGCUCUGCUCCGCUGUUCCACGCCGGGGCUGCCCUCUGCUCUCUAGAAACAUC